AUGGAGAACUUUAAGAACAGUUUUCAGUAGAAACUAGAAAACAGACUAUAAUUCAUUAUAGGAUUUACAUAAUUUUGUCUCAUGAAAGAAAACAAUUUCCUUUGGACACUGUCCUUGAUAGUGAGCGUACUUUAAAAGGUCGCCAUAAUAAAAUUAGCUUCUUUACUAAAUAAUUUUAAUGGAUAACCUGGAAUCCAGGAUUUGGAGUUACUAUUUAAAAUAUGUGUGCCAACUAUGUAUUUGCCUGAGAAUUUAGGGCCAGAUUAUUUGAUUGCAUGUUAGAGUGUAUUCAUCAUAUUCUUUUCCAUUCCAGCCAUCUUGGUUGGAGUGAGUAUGUCCGAUGAGAUAACAUUUUUUAAAUAAACUAAGUUCAAGAAUAAAAGACAAUUAAAUAUCAGUCAGAGUGACAAUCUAAGUGAUUGCAUUCAGAUUAUGCAUUAGAUCUACAACUAAAACUCAUAUAUAGAAGGAUUUCAACAUCGUUUGAUGUCAGAUCAAUCGAACACAUCCCUAUAAAUCAUUAGGUUGAGAUAAAUAGCAAUAUUUUUGAAUUAUUUUCCUCAUGUUUUUUUAAUCCCUAUACUUUAUUUUUUGUUGCAAAUCAACUUAGCCUUAGAUAAGGCAGAUUAAACUUAGUAAAUAGUCGGACAAAUCCUCAAUGUAAUUUUGGCUAUUGAAACUUUGAUAAUUGCAGCUUUGUCCUUGGUAUGGUGUUAAGUGUCAUUCACAUUGCAUGAAUCCAAUUUUCUGAGACUGAGAUUUUCAUAUUUAUAAUGGUUACAUAUAGGAUUUUGUAUAAUACCAAUAUUGAUCAGCUACUCUUAUGUAAGGGCAGGCAACCUUAUAAAAGAAGACGAUUUUAUUCACACAGUUAAUUUGGUCUUUGUAAUAUUGGCUUUUCUAAUUGAUGCCUUAGAUGCCUACAUCACACUGCCUUAUGUAUAGAAAUUCAAGUAUUCCACAAAUUUGUUCAUGAGGGCAAUUGUUAUUUGUUUGACAUUAUUUUUCAUAUGCAGACUAAGUGACUAAUAGAUAAUAUGUUUGACUUUUAUUGUGUCCCCUUGUCUUAGUAGACUCUUUGUUGUUCUUCAAGAUAGUCGAAUUGAAAAUGUGCUCACCUCCACUCUAAAGAAGGAAAAGUCUAUUCAAGUAUUGGUCAAUCAAUAAUAACCUCAAUAAACUCUACACACUCAUGAAUCUGAAUAAGGUUUAAGGAUUGAAAGUGAGAAUAUCAAAUAUAAGGAUUUCUAAUCAAACAUGAUUAAAUAAUACGACAUGUCUUACUUCAUUCACUUUAUAAGAGCAGUCCAAUUGAUGAGGUUGUCAGAAAUUGGAGUAUUAACCAGAAAUUCUGGAGUGGAGUUAAAGAAUGAGAGGUCUAAGAUUCUUAUGGUGUGUAUCAUAUUGUUGAGGACUCACACUGAAAAUUGUAAUAAUCAAUAUUGUUUUUGCAGAGGUUUAAAAGGGGAAAAGAGAAAGAUAAUAGAAAAAUAUGAGAUAGUUAAGGAAAUGAGAAUGUAUGAUGAUUUCAAAAUACUCAAUAUUCAAUUUUAUGUUGAAUUGAUUAUGAGAUAUCUAAGAGAUUACUCGAAGUUAGUCUUCUAAACUGAAAUACGUAAGGCACAUCCUAAUAUUAUCUAUUUGAUAUAGAUCUUAGUGUUUUUAUGCAAUUCUGAUGAGUGCUAUUAGGCUUAAUUGUAAAUACUUGAUUUAAAACAUUUAUUGGAGAAGGGAAGUUCUUUGUAGCAGAGAUUAGCUUUUGAGCUACUGAAGAGUUAUUCGAAAUAUCAAAUUCUACAUAGAUUCAAAGAAGAUAUCACUAGACAAUCAAUAGAGUUGACAUUGAAAUAUGAAGAUUACAGGUACACAGAAUUGGAGAGGGAUCGCUUGUUGAAAUUAGUGUUUGCCAAUUUAUAGCACAAAAAACAGUUUCUCAUAAAAUUAAAUGAUGAAACUCAUAGUUAUGAGUCACUCGAAGAAUUAUAUUUGCAAUUAAACACACAAAAUUGUAAGAUCUAGAAAGAAUUAGAAUAUUUUAAUUUAUAUUCACCAGGAAGAACCUCUUUGUAUUGCUACAUGCUUUAUUGUCUCGAAGUUACAAAUAAUUAUGAUCAAUUUAUAAAACUAUGCAAUUUAAUCAAUACAAGGGAAAGCAAAUUUUUUGAGUACCCAUCUUUUUAUUAUAAAACUGAGGAGUAAUCAUAUAAGGUUGGAUAUAUGUUGCUUAAUCUAACUUAAUCGCAUAUGAAGAGAGGUGAAAUCAUUAAUUUCUCAAAGAAUUUUCCUUCUUUUGUAGGUUAUACUUAGGAAGAAUUUCGAUAACAAGUGAAAUCAUUAGAUCAACUUUGUUAUCCUAGUCUCAUCAAGGCACAUGAUGAGAUGGUGGAGAUGUUUGUAAUAACAAAUAGGCCUAUGAUUUUUAGAUAACCUUUACCUUUAUUAACAUAGAAUGCAACUCCAGGAGUUUUGAGUUAUUUGGAAAUCUUUAUUGAUAUCAGUUUUAAUUUUUCAUCAAAUGUUCUCCCCUCCUUUUGUUUCAUGAAGGAAAUCAAGUAAGGAAUUAGAUAGGAUGGAUUAAGUGGAUUUAUUCUUUUGGAUUCCAAAUAAAACAUAGAGGGAAUUACUAAUAAUGCUUUAGAAUGUUUUGAAAUGAGUAAUCCCUCAAAAUUAUUAGGUAAAUCUAUUAAUUAAUUUAUACCCAAUUUUAAUUCAUUAGAAGCCUAAUUGCAACAUUACUUGGAGGAGUAUUAAAAGGAAAAUGGUAUAUCUGGAACAUUAACAACAGCAAAUAAAUUGGUUUAACAUUUCACUGUUUCCUAAGAUUCCAUUGAGAUGAUAUUAGACAAAGAGACGAAAUUUCAAUUGGAUUUGGAAGUGUAAAUGUCUUACUCUCUAGUGAAUAGGAUGGUUUUUAAAGUGUAUGUUUUAAAAAUCAGAUCCCCAUAUAAAUUAGGAGCAGUUUGUUCUGAUGAAUCCCCAUUAUCAAAGUCAUUAGAUGAAUAUAGUUCUGAAUUUGAAGGUAUCAAGUUAAAGGAUUACAUCAUGCCUGGUGCAGGAGAUAACGAGAUUCCUCAAUUCACUUCUCAGCCAGAUCCAAUAACUUUGCGUAGUUAAAUGAUCCCAGUUGAAUAAGAAAAUCAACCCUUAAAAUAACAGGAAUUCUUAUGCAGUGAUCAUCAUGAUAUGAUAUCGAAGUAGGAUUCAAGUGAAAAGGAUAUUGAAUCACCAGAAUAACCUCAUAAAUAAAUCUAUAUCAAUAGUAUCAGCAGUAAUUCGUCGAAACAAAGCGAAAUCUAAAGGAUUCUUGUUAAAUCUCAUUUUUAUCGUAAGUUCUCUGAAAUGAAUACUAAACCUAAAUUGCUUUAUGCACUCCUUUUCAUCAAUGUCUUUUCUUUAACUGCCAUUCUAGGAUUUACAACUGCAAGUACAAUACUCUAUGCUAAUUGGUAAAGUAAUAUGAGAAGCAACAUAUAUAUAUUAUAAGCAUUUACGAUGACUGCUUAUAGCAGAGCAACAUUGUAAGGAUCCAUGACUAUGAUUUAAUACGUUCAAUUGGACUAGAAUCUAUCAAAAUAUGGUAUGUAUUAUGAAUAUAAUGCUACCUUACUUGGGCAGUUGUAAACAGUCUUGGAUCGAAAUAUAGAAAUAUUUUCUACUAAAAUGGAUGAGUAUUCAGAAAAUUCAAUUAUUAGAGAAGUAUUUUCGACAAUAGAAUUAGAAUAAUUGGAUAUUUUUGAAAAUGUAGACAAAACAGUCAAGGGAUGGACUGCUCUGUUUUAGUUAAUCUAUAUGAUAAGAUCAUUACAUAUCACCGAUUUUGCUGAUAGUUUUCAAUUUUUAAAGUCAAUCUUAUAUUUAUUGAGAUCGUAUAGUAAAUAUAAAGAUGCAUAUUCCCUACUGAAUACUAGAUUUACUGAUGAAAUUUAUUCAAUUUUAGGGUCUCAAGAUAACAUUAUUGACUAUGUUACCUUUAGUUUCAUUGCUGUGUAUGUAGUCUAUUUCUGUAUAGCAUUUCUCUUAUAAUUUUCAUAUAUCUAAUUAUGUAAAAAAUACAUAAGAUGCUCAGAGUAAAUCUCGCAUUCUGCAAUUGCAAGCGAAUUGAAUCAUGUGAAUUAAUUGUUAUUAAUUAAUUAAGAUCAUUUUGAUCUUUAUGAAUACCAUUUCUCCUUAAGAGAUAAAUUCCAUUCUGAGGAAGAAGAAAAACAAAAUAAUAACUAUUUGAGUGGAACUUCUAAUGCUCACAAUAAUAGUAAUAAUAAUAACAACAAGAAGUUUAUUAAAGUAUAGGGAUAGUUGAAUUUAAAACGAUAAUUUACUUUCACAAUUCAUUUAAUCUCCUUUACUAUAACAUUGAUUACUCUGUUACUUAUUAGAAUGAAUGAUAAAUCUUAAAUUUAAGACUUAGAGUCUAAAUUGGCAAUUUAUUAAAAAUGCAUUACUUUUACAGAAAGCUUAUCAGAAGCAUGCUUAACUAAUUUCAUUUUGCAAAGUAAUAAAUAUUUGGUUGAGAGAGCCUUUAUUGAUCCUGAAGAUCCAGCUUAGUUUUUUAUAUAUACUAAUGAAAGUUAUACGAUAGCAAAUAGCAUUCUUGGAGAGAUUCUUUAUUCAGAAGGAACGGUUUCAGAAGAAUUAAAGAUUCUAUUUUCAAGCAAUGUGUGUUUAGUCGUCAAUGAACCAGAUAUCUGCGUCACAGUUAACAAUGGAGAACUGAAAUAAGGAUUAUUAUUGCCAUCUUAAGAGUUAUUUUAGAUUUUGAGAGAGAAUAUAGAUCUUUAUUAAAUUAGUGGAUCUGCAUCUUAAAUGCUUCAAUUGAAUCAUAUGUUAUCUGAAAGCUUUAUGAUAGAUGCAGUAAAUGAUUUUGUAGACACAGUUCGAUAAACAGUAGAACAGGGAAUAAUUGAUAGCAAUAAUGUUAAAUUAACCAUUUCUAUAAUCUUUUACCUUUUCAUAAUUUUGAUAAAUUUAGCUUAGAUUUGGUUUAUACAUUAAUAUGUAACAAAAAAGUUGUGGGGUAUUAGGCAAUUUGUGUAUUUGCUACCACCUAAAGCAUUGUAUAAUGAGGAUAGCUUUUAUAAAACUCUAACAUAUCUACUGAAAAUAGAAAAUUAAGUACUAUAUAUGUGA
This is a messenger RNA of Paramecium tetraurelia, 5124 nucleotides long. RefSeq lists its product as uncharacterized. NCBI's taxonomy places the organism in Eukaryota, Ciliophora, Oligohymenophorea, Peniculida, Parameciidae. The record is from RefSeq and is a predicted model, not a curated record. The transcript has 2 exons.